Perognathus longimembris pacificus (Pacific pocket mouse) is the source of this 3715-nucleotide messenger RNA. It is a transcript of the gene Zfr2, whose product is annotated as zinc finger RNA binding protein 2. The coding region runs from base 407 to 2719 and encodes 770 amino acids. The record is from RefSeq and is a predicted model, not a curated record. NCBI's taxonomy places the organism in Eukaryota, Metazoa, Chordata, Mammalia, Rodentia, Heteromyidae. The transcript has 19 exons. Gene Ontology annotation, molecular function: double-stranded RNA binding; zinc ion binding; single-stranded RNA binding. Gene Ontology annotation, cellular component: precatalytic spliceosome.
GUGCAGGAGGAGAGGCAGGCGCGGAGGGAAGAGGGGGCGUGGACAGCCCUGCUGCAGAAGCCGCGCCUCCUGACAGCGCCCAGUGGUGCCAGUGGCUGAAGGGAAGGCACCACCCACAGCUGCGCUGGGGCGGGUGCAGAUUUUUCUGCUGGCGCAUUGCAGAUGCAAAAACAAACGAGGGGCAAAUAAAUAACAGGGAGUCUUCGCGGGCCGGGAGUUGACCUCCCCAGGAUUCCAGGGUACGUAAUCCCGGCCCUGACGGAGAUUGGGGCGCUGAGCCCCACACACGGCGGGGGUGCCGCGGCUGCAGUCGCUCCCCAGAAUUUUCUCUGGGUCGCGGAAACAGCGCCCCCUGCAGUCGUCCGGAGGAGCCCCAGAAGCUGGUCAGUUACAGCUUGGUUCAGCCAUGUCCAGUCGGAAGUACAAGGACAGGCAGGACGACCAGCCUGGUGGUGCCCGUGGAGACCCGUACUGCCAGCCAGGGCCAAGCCAUCGGAGCCACGACUCACCCAUGUACCCGUCAACUAGCUCCCACCAUUCUCCACCAGCGCGCCCCAAGACACAGCCCCCAUCACCCCCAGGACCCUCUCGGCGGCCGCCUCCACCACCAGCACGCCCGGGCUCAGCACCAUCAACCCCAUGGAACAGCUCAAGAAAUGGUGGUGCCAAGGACAACACUGCCCGCAGCUUCAACGAGAAGCCGCCAUUCCCAAGCAGGGGGCCCAAGGCCAGCACCGGCCCCAGGCCUGCACCACUACACUACUGCGAAGUCUGCAAGAUCAGCUGCGGGGGACUCCAGACAUACCGGGACCAUCUGGAAGGGCAGAGGCACAGGAAGAAGGAGGCGGCUCAGAGAUCGGGCGCGCAGUCCAGCGGUGCUGUGCAGGGCCAGCUGCACUGUGACCUGUGCUCUGUGUCCUGCACCGGGGCGGACGCCUAUGCUGCCCACAUCCGGGGAGCUAAACACAAGAAGGUCUACAAGUUGCACACCAGGCUGGGGAAGCCGAUUCCCACCAUCGAGCCCGUACCGAGGAGCUCCACCUCCACCCGUGAACUGGGCGGCCCCGGUGAAGCCCACUCCAGUGGGCUCAACCCCAGCAGGCCAGCCAGGGGCCAGGCAUCCCGGCACAAUGGAUCUGAAUCACACUCCCAGGCAGGGAGACCCAAUGCGGAGAGACCCAACGCAGAGCGGGGAGUUCCCGACCAAGCUGCAAGGGACUGCUGGGAGGCAGAGCCAGUGGGCACAGACUUCGUGGAGGAGGUGUGCAAUGAUGAAGGGAAGUUGAUCCGCUUCCGCUGCAAGCUGUGCGAAUGCAACUUCAAUGAUCUGAACGCCAAGGACAUGCACGUGACCGGGCGGCGACACCGGCUGCAGUAUAGGAGGAAAGUGGACCCCAGCCUUCCCAUUGCCUCGGGGCCCAACGUGCGCCUGCAGAAGGCGCUGGCUGAGCAGCUGCACCGGCAGAGGCAGGUGGCCCAGAAGAAGCUGGAGGACAUGCGACAGCGCUGGCGCGCAGAUCUGAGGGAGCAUGAGGAGCGCUGCAAGCGGGUGGAGGAGCCGCAGGAGCAGGAGCAGCCCGCGGGAAUGCCGUCCUGGGCCCCUGGGCCCAGUACUAGCAGCCAGGGGACACCCUCAGCCCCUCGCCAGCCCAAGCGGCGGCCAGAGUCCAGUGAUGACCGCCAUGUCAUGGGCAAGCACGCCACCAUCUACCCCACGGAGGAGGAGCUGGAGGCCAUCCAGAAGACCGUGUCCCAUGUGGAGCGUGCCCUCCGUAUGGUGUCCGACAUGCUGGCUGAGGAGGAGCAGGAGAGGGCAGAGGAGGAGGGCUAUGAACACAGUGGCCCUCGGGCCCUGAAAGGUGUCAUGCGUGUCGGCAUCCUGGCAAAAGGCCUCGUCCUUCGGGGAGACCGGUGUGUCAAGCUGGCCCUUCUAUGCUCCCAGAAGCCCACACGCGCCCUGGUGCAGGAGAUCGCAGAACGGCUGCCUGAGCAGCUCCUGAUUUUGGCCGAGGAUAAGUACGAGAUUUCCUCUGACCCCGAAGACAACGUGGUCAUCUCCUCCUGCGAGGAGCCCAGGAUACAAGUCACCGUGUCUAUCACUUCGACCCUGAUGCGUGAAGACCCUUCUGCCAACCAAGAAGGAGCAGAGGAGCCUCAGGAUGAGCCAGAUGACAUCCUGAGCCAGGAGAGGUGCCUCGAGUCCCUGGCCGCCCUUCGCCACGCCAAGUGGUUCCAGGCUCGAGCCAGUGGCCUGCAGCCCUGCGUCAUUGUCAUCCGUGUCCUGCGAGAUCUGUGCCGGCGCCUGCCCACCUGGGCAGCCCUGCCAGCCUGGGCCAUGGAACUGCUGGUCGAGAAGGCGCUGAGCAGUGCUGCCAAGCCCCUGAGCCCGGGGGAUGCCGUGCGGCGGGUCCUGGAGUGUGUGGCCACGGGCACGCUCCUGCCAGGUGGACCGGGGAUCCAAGACCCCUGUGAGAAGGACCAGACGGACGCCCUGGAGUCCAUGACUCCCCAGCAGCGGGAAGACGUGACAGCCAGUGCCCAGCACGCCCUGCGCAUGGUGGCAUUCCGGCAGAUCCACAAGGUCCUGGGCAUGGACCGUCUGCCAGCCCGAAGCCGGCUCGGGGCCCGCGGGCGGAAGAGGCCAAGAGAGGCUGUCCAGGCCCCGGGCAUCUCCGGUGAGAGGAAGCGGGGCCGGAAGGGGGGCGAGGGGCCCGUGUGAGCCCCCCGCCCGCCCCUGGCGGCUUUGGCGCGUCUCCUCCACCCAGGCAGCCGGGCACACAGGUGUGCCCACCAGCUGCAUCUGCCCCCCCACCCACACCCCGGCAUCAAGUGGUGGCAUUGUCCUUCCAGUCGUGUUCUGUAGAUUUUUGUCACACAUUGUGCUUCACUUGCUAGAGAAGUCACGGCCCCCCAGUAAGGACCCACCCUCGGCCCUGUCCCUCAACCCCCACCAGGCAGUCCCCAACCUGCUACUUCCGCUGGCUUUCAACCCGCCCCGUGGUGUCAUGUGCAGUGUGUGGCCCCCGUUCUGCCUGCCCCUCUGAUGAAACCCCUAAUCCUGUCCUGAGCCCAGUGGCAUGGAAGCUGGCCCUGGAGAUCCUAGAAGGGACCUGGGAGAGAUGUCCCCCAGGCCAGCUGUAUGUGGGGACAGCCAGCGCCAAGGUGGUGUCCCCCACCCCUCUGUGCACACAGGGCCGGCACGAGAGUACGCCAGACAGGACCUCCGCCCUCAGCCACUAUCCCCCCCCCCUGCUGCCCCUAAAGUAACACUGGCUGUCCCCUUCCCCCCAGUGCUGUGAUCCUACAGUGGAACCCCGGCCCAAGACCCCCGCUCUCCCCUCACCCCACACCUGAGUGCUUUCCACAGAGAGGGCUACUCGGUGGUUGUGUGCUGUGCCGGGCUGGGGCAAGUGACCCCCACUUUUCCCUUGCAGAAGCAGGGCCUGGCCCCUACCCCACCCAACCCCCAUUUUUCCUUCACAAUGACAUGGGAGAGACUAGGCCAGCUCUGGGCCUCCUGCCCCCAUGCGCAUUGACGCUGCUGACUCCAUUGCUCUGGAUUUCAAGGCUGGCUUGCGUGUGGUGUCGCAUCCGGUCAUCUGUGUAAAGCCACCUGACACGAAGGAAACACGGGGAAUAAAGGAGAGGCGCUUGUACACUGUGUGGCCUGUGUUGUCUUUUCACCUCCUUCCCUGAGUCCUGGGGUGGGGUUGGA